AUGGGUUUCGAGAAAACGCUUCGCUCCAUCGCGGCCCUCGUGCGGCCUGAUCGUCAGACGCUCAUAUUCGCCAACUCUGGAUCGAGGGAGAUUGAAAACCUUGCCGACUGCUUGAUUAAUGACUACGUUCAGGUUAGCAUCGGUCGUUGCAAGCUGGUGGAGGACAAGCUGGUGGAGCAAAUUGUCAUAAUCUUCGAGAAAGCUCACAAACUUGAACGGCUCGUCGCCUUGUUACAGGACAUUCUCAGGGAGAAAGAGGACAAGGUCAUCGUCUUCGUCGAGACUAGGUUGAUGGUGGACGAGAUGGUGCUCGAGUUACGACACGGGGACUGGUCCGUCGUCGGCAUCCAUGGCGCGAAGGCGAGAGACGAGCGACAGAAGGCGCUGGACGCGUUCAAGUCGGGCUCUUCGAGCAUUCUGGUGCUGACCGACGUUGCGGCUCAGCGACUGGACGUCGACCGCGUGCGCUUCGUCGUCCACUACGACCGACCAGCGAAUGCGGACGUCUACGUGAACCGGCCGUUCGAGAAGAACCUCUACGAGGAACACCAGGCCACGGCAAGCCGGUCGAUGGCCGAUGUGGAAGGCUACAGAAAAGCGAACGGCGUAUCGGUGAAAGGGCGCGACGUGCCGAAACCUAUCCUCGCCUUGGAAGAGUCCAACUUUCCGGACUUCAUCGUCAAAGUUAUUGAGGCCGGGAACUUUCUCGGUAUAGCGGAGACUGGGUCGCACAAAACGCUUGCCUACCUACUCCCAGCCGUCAUACACAUUCACACCCUGGCCUCAGAGCUCGGCAAGCGUACCGCGGUGCGCAGUGUGUGCGCAGCGAACGGCGAGCGAAAGAAAAGCAAGUACGCCGAGCUCCAUGGGGGCUGCCAUACCUUCGUGGCCACACCUCGAUGCCUCAUCGAGUUCCUCGAGGAAGGCCAGGUGAACCUCCACCGGUGCACGUACCUUGUGUUCGAUGAAGUGGACCGCAUGCUGACUGUGGGCUACCAGCGCCAUGUUCUCAAGAUUGUGGAGCUUUGCCAACCGGACCACCAAACGAUAAUGUGGGCCAUAUCCUGGCAGAAGAAUCUGAAGCCACUUAUUGAGGAUGUGCUCGACGACUACGUCGAAAUAAGCUUUGGUACGGCGCCCCGGCCUGUUGAAAACACCGUGGAAAUGACCGUCGAUUGGAAGGUGGAAGAGAUUACGUUGAAGCUGCGGAAACGAGGCCGGCCAGCCAUGAGCCUUCACUGCAAGAAAGAGAAAAAGGAGCGCGACUGGAUCUUGUCCAUGUUUAAUAGCUGUGGGGAAAGCGUGCUCGUGACGACCGACAUGGCUGUUCAAGACCUCGUAUUACCGGACGUACGGCUGGUGGUGAACUACGACUGCCCGGACUGCUCGAAAGUCUACGUGCACAGGUCGAGACACGCGCAGCGCUCCGACGAGCCGAGUAUGGUGCACACGUUCCUCGUUCCCAGCCAACAUUUUCAGGCAAGGACCCUGGUAGAAAUUCUGCGGGAUGCGAGGCAGCCGGGCAGUCACGAGCUUUAUGAGCUGGCGAAAAAUGUUCACUCGAAGCGAUAA
Molecule: messenger RNA, 1572 nt
Organism: Rhipicephalus sanguineus (brown dog tick)
Lineage: Eukaryota; Metazoa; Arthropoda; Arachnida; Ixodida; Ixodidae
Product: probable ATP-dependent RNA helicase DDX5
Exons: 5
Coding region: 1-1572 (523 amino acids)
Cellular component (GO): cytoplasm; nucleus; ribonucleoprotein complex
Molecular function (GO): RNA binding; ATP binding; RNA helicase activity
Source: RefSeq, a predicted model, not a curated record